Messenger RNA from Talaromyces rugulosus, 306 nucleotides. RefSeq lists its product as uncharacterized. Lineage: Eukaryota; Fungi; Ascomycota; Eurotiomycetes; Eurotiales; Trichocomaceae. Gene Ontology annotation, molecular function: structural constituent of ribosome. Gene Ontology annotation, biological process: mitochondrial translation. The coding region runs from base 1 to 306 and encodes 101 amino acids. Gene Ontology annotation, cellular component: mitochondrial small ribosomal subunit. The transcript has 3 exons. The record is from RefSeq and is a predicted model, not a curated record.
AUGCCUGCCAAAGGUGCUUCGACGCGCUUGAACCCGGUGCGGUUGCAGACAAUCCAGCAUCUGCGAGUGCGACGUCCGAAUCAGCAGCAGCAAAACACGUGCGCAACGAUCAUGUCUUCGAUGCUGAACUGCUGGGCUUCCGCUGGACAUAGCAACGAAGGCUGCACAGGUCUGGAAGAAGCACUCAAAUCAUGCAUGGAUGAACGGAAAGGCAACGCUGCCCAAUCAAACUCCGUCAACUACCACCUCAUGAGAAUGUUCCCCAAGGUGUCCGGGCCUCGCAAGCGGGAGGGCCGUCUGAAGUAA